UGGCUGGUGGACGCUUUAGUUCAGAGAAGAAGCGACGGAUCGAGGCACAUAGCUAUAGAAAGAGAGGGAGAGCAGAGGAAAGAGAGAGAGAGAGCGAGAGGUGGAAUUCUAACGAAUUAAUCACCGUCUGUUCCCGUGAGUGUGUGUGUGUGUGAGAGAGAGCGUGAGAGUCAAAGGCAGUGAAAUAGCGAGAGAGAGAGGCAGAGGAGGGGGAGCGGAGCCUGACGCAGUGUGAGAGGCAGAAACUGAGAGGAGAGAGGCAGAGAACGAGGGAGACAGCAGCGGGCAGGCAGCGCGUCACAUCAGGCGCCGUUUUGCAUCCAGAAAAUCUUGACGCGGGUCAAUAACCACACUGACUGAUGCCGUGAUCGCACGAGCCACUUCCCGGUCACCGCUCUUCACGGAGACCGCAGAGGAGACAAGCUGGGACAAAUCAGUACAGACAAAGAUAAAUACAUAUAUAUAUAAAUAUAAAUAUCCCAGUAUCAACAAAGCCACACAUACUGCCAGAGGCAACGAGGGGACGUUGGUGCCGAGGACACCUGCGAGGCGAAGCUCUUCUUCUUCUUCUUUUUCUACGCUUGCAUCUGGAACAGUGAUGUGAAAAGUGCUCUGAGACUGAAGGCUCAGCUGGUUUGGAAAGGACCUCCAUCUGCAAAGCAGAGGUCGCCUCUCCAUCAGUCGGCACGUCAGCGACCAGGAAAGCAGGGACCGGUUCUCACACCAAGUACAGAGCAGCACGCAAUGAGGAAGAAAGAAAAGAGGUGCUUGUCCAAUCAGAGGUGCAGAUGGCCACAGAAGACAUGAAUACCAGCCAAUCUGGCACUAGGACGACUUCCACUUGCCAAAUCAUACAUAAAUCAAAUGUGACCCCGCUAAUUAAACGACUUAUACAGUUUACCUAGACACACAUACUGCCAAUGAAGUGAUACAUCCCAUUCAUGCACUCUAUUUCUUCAAGCUUUUAGCAAUUUCUCGGUUUGGCACAUUUGCCGCUCGUAAAACGGUCACAAUUCUCAAGAAAACCAAGUCUCUGUUCAUGAAAAUAUAACCAUUAAAAAACACACCCACCCUCCCUUCCCAAUGGCUCUAGUCUACAAGAAUAAAUGUUAGAUGGCGAGCAACUCUGGUCGGCUUUCUCCAGCGGAUACUGCAAUGACAUCCCAAAUGGCCCAGAACACUGGACAGGGACGGCAGCGACAUAACACGACUGGAGGGUCUUCAUCAGUGGUCUUGUCUACAGCCAGCUCCUUCUUCUGUUUCCUUGCACUGCUUUCAGUGAUGCGGCUGCCGGUGGUAAAGGCGGACUGCUGGCUUAUUGAAGGGGAGAAAGGCUUCGUGUGGCUGGCUAUCUGCAGUAUGAACCAGCCUCCCUACGAGGCCAUCCCCUCCCACAUUAACAGCACUAUUGUGGAUCUGAGGCUGAACGAAAACAAGAUACGGGCGGUCCAUUAUUCUUCACUGAGUCGCUUCAGCAACCUCACCUAUCUGAACCUGACCAAGAACGAUAUCAGUUACGUGGAAGAUGGAGCGUUUUCAGCACAAUUUAAUCUGCAGGUUCUCCAGAUGGGCUUUAACAAGUUGAGGAACCUGACAGAGGGCAUGUUGCGAGGCCUGGGCAAGCUGCAGUACCUUUACCUGCAAGCCAACCUCAUUGAGACUGUUACACCCAACACCUUCUGGGAAUGUCCGAAUAUAGAGAAUAUAGACCUCUCCAUGAACAGGAUUCAGGUGUUGGAUGGCAGCUUGUUCUCUGGACUCUCUAAGCUGACCACCUGUGAACUUUACACUAACCCCUUCAAUUGCUCUUGCGAGUUGCUGGGUUUCCUUCGCUGGCUUGCAGCCUUCCCCAACAGGACCAGUGAGAGGAUGGUGUGUGACUCCCCUCAUGGAUUCUCGGGGUACAACCUUCUCAACCAAAAUCCCCGCAUGCUUAACCAGCGCAGUGCUCUGUAUGCGCUCAGUCACGUGUGCACAGAUGACAGCAGUAGUGCAACAUCAUUCUAUGGUAUUGAUUCCACAACUCCUCCGCCAGAUUUCGCCUCUCCCUGCGGACUGGAUGAUUGCGCUUCUGGGACCCCUCCUGAUGGGGGUGAGGUGAUCAGCUUGAGUCCCAUUUUCCCCGAUGCCAAACCCAUUAUGACUGUAAAGCAAGUGCUACCUUCGAGCGCUGUGAUAACAGUUCAGAUUCCCGAUCCGUACAAGAAAAUGUACAUCCUGAUGCUUUAUAACAAUAGUUUCUUCACGGACAUUCAGAAUCUGAAAGAUAAAAGAGAAGAUAUUGAGCUAAAGAACUUAAAACCAAACACUGACUACACCUACUGUGUGGCUUCUAUACGAAACUCCCUUCGCUUCAACCACACCUGUCUGACCAUCUCAACAGGCCAUCGAGUCGGAACAGAGAAAGUACCCAGACCGCCAUCAGUAACCCAUUACAUUAUGACAAUUUUGGGAUGCCUGUUUGGAAUGCUGGUGUUCCUUGGCUUUGUUGUCCACUGCCUGAGGAGAAAGAGGAUCAUGGAGGAAAAGGAAAGGAAGAUGAGCAGGAUCCAGAGAACACUGAUAGAGCUAAAGUAUGGUGGAGAAGGGGAUAUAGAGGGAGGGAGUGGAGGAUCCGUUUCCCAGAAGCUUGGUGCUGGGGACAGUCUGUCCAGAAUGCCCUACCUACCUCAGGGUGGUGAGAUAGAUCCAUACAAGCUUCAGGAAGUGAUAGAGACACCGGCCCACAAGCCCCCUAAACUCAACUAUAUGGAGGUCAGAGGGUCGGACAUUGAAAGGGAGAGAGAACGAGAGAGGGAAAGGGAGAUGUCGCCGCAAGCAAAUCCCCAAGGCUCAGUAGCAGAGAUCUCUACCAUUGCCAAGGAAGUAGAUAAAGUUAACCAGAUCAUCAACAAUUGUAUAGAUGCUCUCAAAUCUGAAUCUACCUCCUUUCAACAGGGGAUCAAAUCCCCCUCUUCUGCAGGUGGAGGAGCUGUUUCAACAGCAGAGCCACAGCUGGUGCUUCUGUCUGAGCAAGGAGAAAGGGAACGAGGAGGUGAGUUCCUCUCCCCGGUGUACAAAGGAGGGAGAGGAGGAAGAGAAGAGAGGGGGAGAAGUUACCAUCAUUCAUUACAGCGACACCACAGCAUGGAGGCUCCUCCAACAUCUAAAAGGCCCAGCACGUCCUCCUCUCCCGGCUCCGCCCGGAGCCCUCGCUCCUUCCGCUCAGAGGGAGGGUACCACUCAUCAGAGUCCCGCUACAUCGAGCGAGCCUCACCAGGAGAGCGAGGGGAAAGGGGAGGCGGGGGAGGUGAGCCCAUCCGCACAGUCACCCCGGCUGCAGCCAUCUUACGAGCUGAAGCCCAGAGAAUCCGCCAGUACAACGAGCACCGUCACUCUUACCCCGGCUCCCAGCAGCAUCUCCAGGAGCUGCAGCACCACCCCCAGAUCCUGCAGGAGCUCCACCACCACCCAGGGGGGCGCAAGCCCUCGGUGUUAGACCCCCUCACUCUCAGCAGGCAGGCCAAGCAGAGGGAGUUAGCCUACUCCCAGCUUUCGCCACACUACCCACUCUCGCCACAGUACCACAACCUGAGCUACUGCUCCAGCCCCGAGGAAGACGAGGAGGAGGAAGGGCUCCUCUGCACCCCAACCCUGGGGCUGUGGGAGCGGUUCAAACUGCAUCGCAAGAGGCACAGGCAGGCAUCCAUGGAGGAUGAAGGCUACGUGGCAGCCGGACAUGCGCUGAGGCGAAAAGUUCAGUUUGCCAAGGAUGAAGAUCUCCAUGACAUACUGGACUACUGGAAGGGUGUGUCCGCCCAGCAGAAGGCCUGAUCCCACGUGUGGAGACCCCCCCAAACCAUUCGAAGAUGGAAAAUUAACAAAAGUGCAUCCAUGACAUACUGAUACACAGUGACUUAUUCAACAAAGAGCUGUAAAUACACACAAAUGCACACAUCUUACAGGAUCUACAGAAUCAGAUUGCACAUACGUGUACACACAGACACACACACAUGGACAUACUUUACACAAACUAAGCCUUUUCUUCUGAGAGCACGGAGGAGGACCAAACUAAUAUAUUAUACUGAACGACAAAAAUUAUAACAUAUAGAGACUGAAUUACUUUUUGUAAUGUAAUGGAAGUUAUAGCUCAGACUUAUGUAGCUAUUUGUACUAAGUUUUGAAUGAAGAAAAACAGAAUCAUCAGUAAGAAUAGAAACCUUAAAUGUUUGCUGGGCGGGCCAUCCUGAACAGUCCAGGGAUGCUUUCAAUCUCGUCGCAGCGGUGUAUAAUAAAGACUUUGCUUUUCCGGAGAGGUUGUUUUUGCAUCGCGUCCUGCGAUGCUGCCACAUGAGUGGGCUUUUUUAUUUUAUUUAUUUAUUUUUUUAAACUUCUGCGAUUUCGGAGAUUGAAAACAUCAAAAGCAACAAAUUCUGGAUGGGUCGCCGGGCUACAGUAAUAUUUAACUGUGCUGAGAAUGAGUAGGUAGCUCUCAUCAGAGAGUGAAUAUAAUGUGCCAAAUCAACCAAGGGGAUAGUAGAGCCCUACUGUGUAUCAACCUCUCCUCACCACUGUUUUUAUAUACAGGGUUUAAAAAAAAAAGGAAAAAAAACUGAUAAUAUGAUAUGUUGUUAUUACUAUUCAUUAUUCUUAUUAUCAUUACUGGUCUUCUAUUAUUCCUAUGAUCCUCAUCAUUAAUAUUCUAUUAUUUGAAUAUGGCAUGGCUCUAUCGUGUGACUGUGUUUUUUUGACUGUUUUGAACCUCUCAGCUGAGAAGUGCACACCAACAGAGACACAAACAGUCGAUGGACAAGACUUUUGAGUUCUCCUUUUUCUACCAAGAGGAAUGUGCUCCUCGCCGAGCCAGAAACAAGCCCACCUUUUCUCUUGGUGAACCCCAUCCCGCCCACACCCCACCCUCAUCCUCCUAAAGAGGAGAACGUUGUACAGAUGAGAGAGAGAAGUUCUAUAUUUGCAAACAGAGGUGACUGUUUUGUUUGUACAACAUGGGUUUUGAAAUCUUUCAGACUUUUCAGAAACCAGAAUCCCGAGUUAGUUACCUACCGGAUCACUUACAAAUGGUACGUUUUUGAUUUUGAAAUCGAACUUCAAAAAAAAAAAGAAAAACAAUUCUAAUCUUCAAAUGAAUGUCUUCAAUUCCCGUAGGGAAAGCAUAUCUGCACUGUUCAAAAUCAAAAAACGACUCUUAGAAAAAAAGGAAAAAAGACCUAAAACUCUCAGCUUCCUUCCCGAUACACUGUAGCGCCACUGUGUUUUUAUCGACAAUUCACCCCCCCCAACCCCAACCCUCAAGCCCAUCGCCCCGCCUCCCUCACCUUCCCCUCCCUCGUCCCAUCUCCCAGGGUUUUAACGUUUGACCUUUUUUUGAAUUCUUCUGGUUCCACUGUGGUGCCAUCGUGCUAACUUGACAAAUCGCAACACAUUUGAGACGAUUUUAAACACUACUAUUUACAGACCUCUUACCUUCGCAUCAAUACUUGUCAGUGUGCCAAACAGAACUACGAUUUGCACAAAACGAUCCACCACCAUUGGCUCACUGCUCCCCCGCCUCCAAUCAUUUCUAAGACCAAAGUACUGUGGUAAUAAAUUGACACCUUACCCUCCCCCUCCCCAACCCGCCCUCUCAAAGCCAGGACCCAACUGUUGACCCACCAUCAUCCUCACAGUUAACGACUCUAGCACAUGCAUACAUGCAACUUCAAGUGUACUCAUGCACUCGCAACCAACACACAGAUGAAUGUAUUCUUCGAGAAGUUAAUACUGUUCAGCAGCUGGAUUCUGAUGAACGAGCUGCAUUCAGUCUUUGUGCCCAUUGUCUGAGAGGAAACUCUCUUUGAGAUGGCCAAUUGUGAGAUCAAGAAUUGGGAGAUCAAUAAGAAGCGAUCGGCUUCCUAUAGAAUCAAAUGUGACCAAACUGGUGCACACAGUUGACCAGUUUGUCCUGGAAGCCCAAAGCAGUUGCUAAAGAGGUUCUAUUUAAGUACUGGCAGUUGGUUGUUUCUUUUUUUAAAUAUAUGAAGUGUUAUGGUAAAAUGUGAUUAGUAUCACUUAUGUGGUGAACAGAGACUUUGUGUAUAUCUGAAAUAUCUGCAGGAUUUAAACACUGGAGGUGGAAAAUAGGAGAAAAAUGUGAUAAUAUACUUUACACAGAACUGUGCUACAACAAGUCAUUUAAUGAGACUGUAAACCAGGGGUGGAGUCAACAGAAUUUCAUAUCAAUGCACUUUGAAUUUAACGCUAACAAGUUUUGCGACAUGAUUUGAAACAGAGUUGACUCCAACCUUGAAACGAUGACACUGAAAAUCUACAGAGAACACAACAGAGAUGGCAAACAAUGACAAGUUUAUUGUUGAGUGGAAACACUGUAAAAAAAAAACUAAAAAAAACUUUUUUCUCUGCUAUAAUGAGUUCAGAAUGCUCAAGUCAUUAAGCCCGGUUAAAGCCAUAAUCGCGUGUGAGUAAAAUCAUCACAGCUGUCUGUAGCACCGCAAAAAGCACAUUCAUUUGUGUGGCUGGAAAAGAAAAAAAAAAAGGCAAAUUUUUUAAAAAUGUUUUUCUUCUUCCCUGACACUGCAGCGGCUAUGACAUGGUUCCUCUGCUGCUGCAGCAAACAAUCCAACUCUGAUCUAAAAGGAAACUGAUGAGCCGUGGCUGUUUCUGCGUUACACGUUCCAGAUUGUGGCUUUAACCAAACAAUAGCCUUAAAACAUUCUUUUUUUUUCAUCUUUUUAACUUUAGUGUUGCUUUGAGAAUUGAAAAAAAAAAUCCUGAUUUCUUAACAUAUACUUCACCCGACUGCAAUUUUAUAAUUGCUUGAUUCUGAAGCCUCACUUGAGCAUUCUUUUAGUAACAGUAAUAUCAAUGUAGCGAUGUAUUCAAUUACUGUUUUUGGUUUGUUUUUCUUUCUUUCUUUUUUUCAUUAUAUUUUAUAAACAGUAAUGGCCUGAACUUAUCAUGUGUCAGAGAGUAGCAGAGCUCACCUCGAGUAAGUCACAAACGAGCUGAUGGUCAAGGCGACCAGACGGCGGUGACCCCAAUCAGCGCUGCUAUUCUUUGAACCGUGAUGAAGUGAAACUGUGUUUUUGAAACAACAAUGCCUAGAAAGUGGAAAUAAACCGAGGUCCUACUAACAGAGAGAAAUGACAAUGGAGCAUGCUGCAAGGAAAUCCUCAGUGGAAGCUUGUGUUAUAUUCUUCUAGUGAAUGACUCAGGAGCAAGAGAGGAAGUGAGAGAGAGAGAGUGAGCGAGAGCGAGAGAGAGAGAGAAAGAGGCUUUCUUUAUUUUAUUGUCAAAAAAAAUUAAAAUGAGCACAAUAAAAAUAGCCUUCCUUUCACUGUCUCCUUUCCCUGGAGAAACCAUACAAAUGCCACAAGUGCCAGAAGUAUCACAGGACUUUCAUUUCGCAUUUAAAAGAUGUUUGAUGGAUUACAUUUGCUGGGAUAAAUGCGUACAAGGUCAUUUUUUUUCAAAAGUUUUACUUGUAUAGCCAUAGAUAAUUCUGGUGUCAUAUGUUUGUGACAAGGUUGUGGACAUUUUUGCUUUUAUCUCAAGGCGGAGGCCAAAAAGAAACCGUCUGUGGUUCUCAGCGCUGAACAUUUCAGGAGACAUCUUUUUCCACAAAACUACACCAGUUACUCUGCAAAAUACACAAAAGAUGUUGUGGGAAGUUUUAAAAUAGUUAUACUCAAAAAAGUUGAUGGUGAAACCUUUGGAUCCUUUAACACAAAUAAAUAAAUGUUCUUCAGCUUUAGGAUAUUUUAUCUCUCAGAUUUCUGCCUCCUUAUAUAGUGGAGGGAAAUGACAUUAUUUGUGGUGCUACUGUAACGUGUGUUACACCUGUUUUUGUCUGUGUUAUGUUCUGUUGUGAAAUGAUGAGACGGGAGACUGGAUCUCUGGUUCUUUAGUUUCAACCGAAUGAAAUACAGAAAUACUGAAAUCCAUGAGUUGUGUGUGCUGGGUGCCUGCGAGGCCUGAAUAACAUAGUAAUGUAAUAAACUAAAAACAUAAACUGGUCCUUCGCUGACUUAAAUUAAACAAUUAAUCAGGCAAAUAAAUUCAAAUUUGUAACCGGGAUCGUUAAAAACUUUAGUUAGUGAAAUCAAAUCUCUGCAGGAUUCACACAGGAAGAGUCAGGUACUAAAUAGAACAGCAUACAGCAGUUUGGUCAUAUUCAAAUUGCAAGUAACUUUUAUCAACAGAGUGCAACUGCAUGGUAACCUACCUCCAGCCUUAUUGGAAAACACUGUGACCGGAGAACACCAGCACAGACUCAAACCAAACAGGCAGGAGAUUAAAAUCCAAAAUAAAUGAUUUAAUAGAAAAACGGAUGUUUGGGGGAAAUUCAUAAGCUUGCAUCACAUCAACUGCUACAGUAACAACAGUCUGACCUUUGAAGAAGUAGGGCGCACACAGAAAUGCUAAGAACUAAGGUAUGUAUUCAGAGACUGUAUUUAAAAGAUGGAUGUGGCCCCUGUGAUGACGUCCUAGUGUUUCUGAAGUCCUGUCUUUGACUUCUGCUUUGCGGCUGGUCACUUCUGUCUUUUGGGAUCCAGAAGUGACCAUAUUUACAUGAAUGGGUAGAGUCCCAAGUUUUUAGCUAACGCUAACAAGUUUGGUUAGCAAGACGCACUCACGGCUAGCCUAUAGACACUAGCUCAUUAGUUCUAAGUAUCAGACUAAGAAAAUACCAGGACUUCACUCACCAAGACUGGAGGACAUUCCUCUUGAGUAGAGGAGCUAGCAAGUCAUUUUAUUGCUACGUAUUUGCAUUAAAAAUAGCCUAAAACAUAAAUGAGUAAUAAGGCUCAGAGAUGAGAAUUAGCUGAGUUGUUGACAUCUUGGUUUUGAAAAAUACGACGGGAUAAGGAGGGGUGGGUCUGACUGUGAAACUGCUUGGUCAAGUCAUUAGCCAAUAAGUAAACCACAGAUACUCCUCCAUUUUUUUUUAACAUAAUAUAACCAAUAUUUACAAAAAAGUGUAAUGUUUUAUUCAAUAUGAUCAAAACUGGUGACUCGAACUUGUCAGGAAAGAGUUUAUAGAAGUUAAGACAGAAAACAAUUCCAAUAGAGUUCUAAGUUUAAAAUAAAUAUAAACUGCGAAGAAUCACAGUAAAAUAUGAUAAUAAAAAAAAAAUUAAAGUGCCAUUGACUGCAAAACAAAUACAAUUAAAUCAGAGAAUAUUUUAAAAACAGUUACUGUCAGUAAAAGUCUUUAUACAAACUCAGUUAAACAAACUUUUUAAAUGUUUUUUAAAGUCCACAGAGUCAGCUAGAUGUGGUGGGAGAUGUUCCAAAAUCUUGGUGCCACAGACUUAAAGGCUCUGUUUCCCCCUCUUCUUCACCCUUGUAUGAUGAACAACUAGCAAAUUAUGCGCUUGUGAACAAAGACUGUGAGCACAAGUGUGUUUAGUGGCAAGCUGGAAUACAUAGUCUGCAGGAAGUUUGUUUAAUUGUCUGUAUGUGAGCAAAAGAAUGCAGAAAGAAAAUAAUAAUGGACCCAGGACUGAGCCCUGCAGAACCCCACAGUAAUGUUAGAGGAGAACUGGCACACCCUAACAAUCACAGUAAUAGCAAUCACAGGUAUCACCAUCUGGUGGCUUUCAGAUACAUAUUUUAUGCUGUCUGUUGCUUAAAUAAUAGUUAGCAAAUAGAAUAUUCAUUAUGGUCACCACCUGCGUUUCUUUCAUUAGCAUCCAAACAUGUACUAAUUAAAACUUAGCAUAAAGAGCAGGUGAAGCUCAUGGAUAAGACAUUGAUUUGAAUUUGAAAUCUAACUCACCAAAAUCACCAGGAUCCUACCUCUGGGUACCAUGAAUGUCUGUACAACAUGUAAUGAUAAUGCAUCUCAUGGUUAAGUAUGAAAAUGGACAAACCUCUGCACAAAGAGCCACGAUCAUGCCAGCAUCACAUUGUCUGUGAAGAAAUCACAUACUUUAUUAUUUUAAAAUGUUUAACUGGGACCAUUUUUAUAAUGCACAAUAAACCUGCAGCCACCCUCACUGUGUAGGCAGAAAUCUGAGAGACAAAUACCACAUCUCAAACCUAUAAACAAAGCUAAAUGAUCUUUAUAGCUAGAAGCAAGUAACUUGACACAUUACAGGUGAUUGAGGGUUACACCAACUGAUACCUAUUGCUAAAAAUAAUUACAUAGAUACUUAUUGAUCCCAAAGGAAAGUUUAAAAAGCUGCUUUCAGUUGCUUCUUAUUCACAGCAGGUUGCUCUGAUAUUUGAUUUGGCAGAUUUUUAUACUCUUCCUGAUGCAACCCCCAAAGGAUCUAUGUGUUCUCCUUGGAUUAAAUCAGGGAUCUUUCAUUUGUUAGGUGAAUGCGUAAACACUAUAGAGCCACUACUUGAACAGUGUCCUGCCUUCUGAUAUGUAGUUAAGACUGGCUGACCAAUCAUACAGAGGUAAUUAUAUUUAGUUCUGACCUAUAGCCUGAGGCCAGUUUGUAAAAAAAACUCAUACAUGGAGACAUCACAGUAAUUAAAACUGGGCAAUCUCUGACUAACUGAUGCUUGUAAAAAGUUUUUGUCUUGUACUUAAAUAUAUUACUAUUAAAUAAACUGCGUAACAUAUGUAAAAUAAAAUAAAUCAGUUUUGACAAACCUACACACCACUUGAAGGUGAACAUUUCCCCUUAAGAAAACAUGGAUGGAUAUGGAUACUGACAAAUCUACGACACACUUGAUAAAGAUCGCACUUUGGAUUGACACCGCGGUUGGGACGGGAUGCUCACUUUGCUCAAUUUUAAUUUGACAGAUAUCAGUUGAAUGGACCAAAUGAACCUGUCUAAUGAAAACUGUAUUGGCAGUAAGUAUUUCUGCACAGUAUGUGUCAAAACAUAUUUUGAAAUUUUGUGUUUUAUAUGCCGACAAAUAUGCAGCAUUAAAAACAACUUUGACAGAUUUAAGAAAAUUAGACAUUCUCCUUCUUUGUGCAGGGAACAAUCGGCGUUUGUGCAUACGGCGCUGCUGAUGUAACCCACUUCUUGGGCUGUUUUGUGCAAAACAAAACAAAAAAAAUAGUUUGACGUGGCUGGAGAUUGAACUGUCAGCAGCUUAAAUAAUAGUGCAAAAUCUGGGCUACCUGUACGUACACAAGGGAAUUUUAACUUUCUCAAACAACACAUGACAUUUUCCACAUAGUUAGGCGAUCCAAUUUUCUCUCAGAGGCUUUGCUGUGCGUGAAGCAGGUGAGUGCACUGAUAACAGACAACAGACAAGGCAGACGUUCUAAUGCUGUGCAAUGAUGGGGUUACAAGAGAAAUUCUAAAUCAGUUCUUUUACAAAUGCUGGUCGUUUUACAUCACAUGGACGGUUAUGUCACAUUCGGUGAUUGUAAGUGACUGUACUCCACUGCUUCACUGCUUUUCAUGUAUUUAUUUAUUUAUUUUAUACAAGGUGAAUUUACUGGUACCGUUAAAAGUAUUCAAGCUGUGAAAGCAGGUGUUUGGAGGAGCUCUGUCACAUCUGAGGAAAGCACUUGAGUGACUGUACCUGUGCGGGUCUGCAGAAUGCACACUCUGAACACAAAUCCUGGUUACAGACCAGGUUAUUGAAAGGGAAUGUGUUUUUAGCCAUUAUUAUGGCAGGUAAGGGCUAAUAACAAGACAAAAUCAAGUUAAAGUUUGCAAAGUGUGGGGACUUAAAGUGGCUCCGAGCUGUAAGGGGAAACAGCUGUGCUCGUUUCCAAUCUAGCCCCUUCAACUCGGUGUGCUGUUGUGGAGGGUCUCUUAGUUAAGAGGUAGGGCACAGAUACAUUGGCAAGCUUUGGAAAGUCCUUGCUCUUCUACAGAACCAAAAGGGAACUUAAAAUCAGCAUCCAUGCCGAUUUAUACUGUUAUAACGUGGAUGUAUUACAAUCAAAAAUGUGUCUUCUGUUCUGCGUUCAGUUGUUUCUUCCUUUUUGUCUUCUGUCAUUAGCUUUUAUAACAUCAAUAGAAAAAGAAUACAAUAAUAAAGUACAUAAAUAGGUACAAUCACAGACAGUAUAAAAGAUGGCUGUGAUGUCACCGGCUGGUUUCUGAAGUCCUGUUUUGAAGCCUCGAGGUGAGCGUCUCCAACAUUGCUACUUUGUGUGCAACAUACUGGAUGUGACAAGAAGGGAUGGGUCUCACCUUGAAAAUCAGCUAAUGACUUCUUAUUGACACGGAUGUGUUAUAUGUUUGACAACGUGUAUUCCAGUAUAUUGUUUUUAUAGUUACUUACAAUGACUGCAGCAAGAUGACAUUUUAUAGAGUCUGCCUUCAAAUACAAGAAACUGCCAUAUAUGUAAACUUAGCACAAAAAGUAAGGACGUUUGUGUUUUUGGUCGAUUACUUCGUUGUUGUAACAAUGCUUCUUUGCAAUAAAUCUUGUACCAUUGGAAAGCCUGUUUAUUUCCCCCUAAAUGGUAAAAGAAUGUAAGCAAAAUGCAUUUGUGGGUUGAGCUACAGAGUGGAGUAUGUGGGUAUUGAUUGUACUUGGUCACACACUGCUGUCCCAUUCUUCAACGCGCAUUUGUCGCAUCACCCAGUGUGGUUGUGUUAAUCACUCUGGCACAAACAGCAUGCCCAAGCUGAUCCCACAAGUGUUCAGUGGGGUUGAGGUCGCUCCAUUCCAUCCUCUCCACUCCACUCUGGAGGUAGUCUCUGAUAAACCCCACUCUGCUGAGGCAGAUUUUUGUCAUCUUAGAGGACAGAGUUGAGUCUCAGACUGGGAGAUAUUGCAUGGCCACUGGUUGCAGAAUCUCAUCUUGAUAUGUAUCUGCAUUGAGAUUGCCUCCAGUAAAGACGAGCCCUAUUUUUCCAGUGAGGGAGAUGGCGCCACACACUGUUACACUGCCUCCACUGAAAGCUGUUAUUCUAGCAGUGCAUUUUGACACCAUGAGCAGAAUCUGAACUCAUCACUGAACAAAGUUCCUCCAUAGGUUCAGGUUCCAGUGCACAUGUUGGUGACACCAAUGCAAACUGGCUUGACAGUGACUGUCAGCCCAGACCAGAGAUUGGCUUUGUGCAGUCUGUCUGGGUAGAGAGCCAUCAGCCAUAUUGUCCAACAAACCUUGACUGAAAAUCGUUUCCUUAGUGCUGACAGGAUGAGGAAACAGUCUUCUUGUGGUGUUGGUUCUUGGGACGUUCAAUUCAUGGCCUGUCUCUGCUCCCCCAUUAUAGGGAAUUUGCUCUUCAAUAUGGAGAUGGUACCAGGGCUUCUUUCAAAUAACACUGCAAGCUGAACACCAGCUUGAAGUUUCCCUGUGGCGUGAGCCCUAUUCAGAUCAGUCAAACGUGGCAUGCUUGGAGCAGACACCAACUGACCGCUGUAGCAGGCCUCAUGUUCUCAGGCAUGUGAUCAGGCACCUGUGAGGACCUGGGGCACCAGAAGCUCAAACCAAGAGUCACCUCUGCUGCUCAACCCAGAAAUACAUUUUCCUUACAAAUGUGUCACAGUUUAAGGGUAAAUAAACAGGUUUUCUAGUGGUUUAAGAUUUAUUGCUAAAAAACAUUGUUACAACAAAGAGAUAAUAAAGCAAACAAAAAUUAUCUUACUUUUUUUUGCUCAGUUUACAUUAACAGAAGCCAUUAUUUUAAUUUUUUAUUUAAUUUUUCACUGAAGUAGUCAUUCUGAAAUAAUCAGAUGGAACUCGUAUUUGUAGGUGUGAUGAGUUUUCUCUCUCCGGGCAGAAAACAGAUGUUGCACUUGCAGGAAGUGUGGUUAGUAAGCCGUUAGCCCACUUAUCGCUUAACUAAUAGUAGUUAAUGUAGUGAACCCUUCACUUGUACAAUCAAAAGGACAAGAGCAGAGAGUUUGGGGACUUAACAGUUGAGAUUUAGUAAUUUAGUGAGCUUUACAGGUGCUAGUAGGCAGGCUCUUUUUUAACUGUUCCUCCUGCUAUAAAGAGUGACAAACACCUAAUUUGAAGUGUGUAUAGCUAAGCUAAUCACCUCCCAACUCCAGCUCAGUACUUCAAAGGCACCCUGUAGAGCGAUGUUUACCUUCAGUGUUCCUCACUAAAAAUGAACCACAUGGAUCCUUGCAGUCUAACAAACAUGAUGAAAGAGCUUUCUUGCUCAUUCAACAUUAGCACUAUUUAAAUCUUUAAAUAUCCACCUGUUUACAGCAGUAUUUUACUUCCCAGCAGUUUUUUUUUCUUCAUCACUAAACAGUGUGUUACUUUACCAACUCUCAAUCAGCAAGCUAGCACAAAAUAACGUGUUCCAUUCGCCUCAGAGGUCCAAUGUUGCAUGUCAGUAACUUGAGCGCAUGGACUGCAGUAUGUUCAUACGGUGGCCCUCAAAGGUCAAACGCACUGCAAGUUAAGAAAACAUCAGCGUCUACUUCUGUUGCAUUUUAUUCAACCUCGAUUGUGUUUUGUGUGCUUUUGCAGCAUUUUUCUGUUUGCUGGUGUUUUCUGAAGUUGCAGUGUGUUUGACCCCUCAGGGCCACCGUACAGAAUAUGGCUUCUGUAUAUGCCUUGUUUAGCAACUCACAAAAUCCACAAAGGUAUAUGUACAGAUUACAAGUUUUACAGGUUUGCAUUUUUUGUUAGUUUUUGCAUUCACUGCCAUUUUCCAAAAGUAAAUUUCCAUACACAAGCUCAAAAAUAACUGGACACUUGACUGACAUGCAGUUUCACAGCCAGGUGAGGCCUCUUUGAUUAUUUUGAUAAAAGUUCUGGAGUUGAAGCUCUGAACUCACAGCACCUGGUCAUUUACUGGGACAGAUGACACAAAGAUGAACUUAUGUGACAGAACGAUGGGAAGACUCAGCCACCUGAUCUCAACUCAACAGAGCAUGCUCAGAAAAAUGCAGCAACAGAGGUUGGCUACAGUAAAGACCUGCCACAGCAUCUCAAGGAAGAGGACUAAAGGAACUGGUGAUGCCAGUCAGUCCUCGACUUCUUAUUUAAAGUUAUGUUGGUUUGUCCAAUUAAUUUUGAGCCUCUAAAAAAUGGAGGACCAUGUAUAAAAAUGGCUGUAAUUUCUAAGCAGCUCAUGGAAAAUUUCUGUAAAACUCAAUGAAUUAAAGCUGAAGUCUGCAAUAUGACUAUGAUGUGCAUUUACAUUUAGGCAAAAUGACAAAAAAGAUAAUAAAGAACAUCAUCU
Messenger RNA from Oreochromis niloticus (Nile tilapia), 15080 nucleotides. RefSeq names its product protein ELFN1. NCBI's taxonomy places the organism in Eukaryota, Metazoa, Chordata, Actinopteri, Cichliformes, Cichlidae. Gene Ontology annotation, cellular component: plasma membrane. Gene Ontology annotation, molecular function: protein binding. The record is from RefSeq and is a predicted model, not a curated record. Bases 1114 to 3813 code for a protein of 899 amino acids. The transcript is spliced from 7 exons.